Camponotus floridanus (Florida carpenter ant) is the source of this 1343-nucleotide messenger RNA. Its product is annotated as serine protease snake-like. Bases 105 to 1328 code for a protein of 407 amino acids. Lineage: Eukaryota; Metazoa; Arthropoda; Insecta; Hymenoptera; Formicidae. The transcript has 6 exons. Gene Ontology annotation, molecular function: serine-type endopeptidase activity. Gene Ontology annotation, biological process: proteolysis. The record is from RefSeq and is a predicted model, not a curated record.
UUAUGAGGAAACUCGGAAACCAGCGAAAGACGAGUUAAAUGAGAUAUAUUUUGCAUCACACCAGUACGCGAGACGAGGAGACCAUGUAAUGAAGGUUAUCAAGAAUGUCACAGAGCAUACUGGCCGUUUCGCCGUUAUUAUUGUUGAUAUUAGUAUCGAUCCUGUUUCCGACAUAUGGAAAAAAUAUCGGAGAAGGAUGCAAUGUCGAUAAUACAAGCGAACAAGGUAUAUGCAAGCAUGUGCGAAACUGUUCAAUCGUUUACCAGCAAUUGUUGGCUGACAAAUUGCCGGAAAGUAUUUGCGGCUAUUCAGGUAUUGAUCCGAUAGUUUGUUGUCCAAUAUCACAAACUAUCGAAAUAACUCACACGGAAGUGAUGCGACCUUUGAAGGUGGAUAGCAGUAGAGGUUCGUUAGCGCGAGCAAAAUGUGCGGAAGCCGCGGAAGCUGUCUAUGGCUUGGUAUUUAGACCGGCCCUUGAUUCAAGACCCGUCAAUGGAUCGCGUUGCGCCUUAAACGCGCGCAAGCUGAUUGUCGGCGGCAUCAAAGCCGAUCCGAGAGAAUUUCCGCAUAUGGCAGCUAUUGGUUUCACCGACCCAAAAAGUCGGGCUAUCUCAUGGUCAUGUGGUGGCAGUUUGAUUUCCGCUAAGAUUGUCUUAACAGUGGCACAAUGCGCUUGGAAUAAUUACUGGGGAAAUGCGACAUGGGUGCGAGUUGGUGAUCUGAAUCUUGUACAAACGAAUGACGACGCGAUGCCGCAAGAUAUUAGAAUUGCAGAAAGAAUAAAGCAUCCUGAAUACAAAACCCGUACGGUGUACAAUGAUAUAGCUAUACUACGAUUGGAAAAAGAAGCUACCUAUAAUGCCUGGGUGAGACCAGCAUGCCUUCCGGUUGAUUUGCCUGAUAUUGGCACGGAUAAUAAGGCCGUUGCUAGUGGAUGGGGUUUAGUUGAUUGGCUUGGCGACACACGCUCAGACAAUUUAUUGAAAGUAACGCUCAAACUGGUCGAUCACGCAACUUGCAAUGCGAGUUUUUGGGAAGACAGCUCCAAUACUAAACUUCCAUUGGGCAUAGUCGACAAGUGGCAAAUAUGUGCGGGAGAAGUAGGAAGAGAUACUUGCCAAGGUGACAGCGGAGGACCACUCGUUAUCUUUAACAAGGAUCAUGAUUGCAUGUACAACAUAAUCGGAAUUACUAGCUUUGGACGAUCGUGCGGCAGCAACAUACCUGGCGUGUACACUCGAGUCUACUAUUACAUCCCCUGGAUAGAGAGAGUCGCGUGGCCGGAAUACUUUUCAGACGAUGAAUCUAAAAUUACUUUUUUAACGUAAAUGUAUUAUUUUUUA